This is a messenger RNA of Polyodon spathula (Mississippi paddlefish), 3894 nucleotides long. RefSeq names its product beta-1,3-galactosyl-O-glycosyl-glycoprotein beta-1,6-N-acetylglucosaminyltransferase 4-like. Bases 111 to 1388 code for a protein of 425 amino acids. Gene Ontology annotation, molecular function: acetylglucosaminyltransferase activity. Gene Ontology annotation, cellular component: membrane. Lineage: Eukaryota; Metazoa; Chordata; Actinopteri; Acipenseriformes; Polyodontidae. The transcript is spliced from 2 exons. The record is from RefSeq and is a predicted model, not a curated record.
CAGUGGGUGUCCUCCACACCCACCUCCAAGCCUAUCACCUCUUUACAAUAAGAAGCUUGACAGCAGCUCAUGCAAACUAUCAGCUCCACCUGGCCAGUACUGUGAAAAGAAUGAAGAUAAAGCAAUAUGCCUUUAAAUAUAAAUGUUUUUUUAUUGUGCUUUUAACUCUGGGAGUUUUAAAAAUUCUUUCUAAAACUGUGACCCCAAAACGCUUUUUUGUGGAACCUUAUUGGGGGAGCUCCGAUUCUUUCAAACUCAAUCAAUUAAAAGAGACCGUCAACUGCACUGCCAUCUAUGAUGCAGAUCCAGUGGAGAUCGGCAAGACUCUGGAGAUUAGAAGGAAAGUCAUUAUUGAUUUGGAGGAUGACGAUGUCAGGGACAUGGCGGCUGACUGCCAAAGAUAUAUUAAGUUGCGACAAUAUUCUGAGAAAUCGGUUUCAGAUGAAGAGCACCAGUUUCCGUUGGCCUACUCUUUGGUUGUGCACAAACAUGCAGGAAUGCUUGAAAGACUCCUGCAUACAAUCUACAUGCCUCAGAAUGUCUACUGCAUCCACUACGAUCAGAAAUCCUCACAAAGCUUUAAAGCAGCUGUCCAGAAUGUAGUCAAAUGUUUCCCAAAUGUCUUUAUUGCAUCCAGACUGGAAUCGGUGCAGUACGCUCAUAUUUCAAGGCUUCAGGCCGAUCUCAACUGUCUGUCAGACCUCCUCAGCUCCCCAGUCCAAUGGAAGUAUGUCAUCAAUCUGUGCGGCCAGGACUUUCCACUGAAGCCCAACUUCGAGCUCAUGUCGGAGCUAAAGAAACUGAAUGGGGCCAACAUGCUGGAGUCAAGCAGGCCUAGCAGCUCGAAAAAGCAGCGCUUCACUUACCGCUACGAGCUUCGCGAUGCACCUUACGAGUACCAGAAGCUGCCUUUUAAAACCAAGGAGAUCAAGGACCCUCCGCCCCACAGCAUCGAAAUGUUUUGUGGAAGUGCCUACUUUGUCUUGAGCCGCGAGUUUAUUCUACACAUUAAUGGGAGCCAGUUAGUGAAAGACUUUUUGGCUUGGUCUGCUGAUACGUAUUCUCCUGAUGAGCAUUUCUGGGCUACCCUUGUGCGAGUGCCUGGGGUACCAGGGGAGAUUCUCAGGUCCGAUCCUGAUUUCACAGACUUGAAGAGUAAGACACGACUUGUGAAGUGGAGCUACCUUGAGGGCACCCAUUACCCUCCCUGCACUGGAAGCCACAUUCGCAGCGUCUGUAUCUAUGGUGCAGCAGAACUGCACUGGCUCAUUAAUUUUGGCCAUUGGUUUGCGAACAAGUUUGAUCCUCAAGUAGACCCCGUUCUGCUCAAAUGUUUGGAAGAGAAAAUUGAAGAAAAACAAGUGCAUUGGGUAAACUUGACCAAGUGAUGUGCAUUUUCACAGCAAUGCAAACAUGUCAUUCAGAUUCCCAAAGAGCAAUUGUAUAUUUUUAUGAGCCUUGCUUUUUUUGUGACCUCUUCAAGAAGGGAAUUUGUGACACAGAGUUAUUUUUUUAAAGAAAUUAUUUUAUAUGCGUGAUCGUGUUACCUUUAUGCCUUUAAUUGUACUUUUACAGAACUGGUAAAAGCUAGAGUAACCUCUGAAGUAUCACUAUUUAGAUGAGAGUUUUAGAAACAAUGCAAAAGUCUUUGAAAUUUCUCUGGAACAAUUUAACUUCUGCAUCUUGCAUACAACAGAUGACAUUGUUCUGGCCAUCUCAGGUCAGUAAAUGACUCUGUAGCUGUGUUCAUUUUUAUUUUUUACUGUACCGGUUUCAUCAUUGUUAGAUUUCAAAACAAGUCUAAUACUUUCUGGCCUAUUGCUAAUCAGCUCCCUCUCUUUAUCAUGGAAGAAAGCCUCUUUUUACUACUAGAUUUGAUUAGUAAGGAAUCUAAUGGUAGCUCAUUGAAGUGAAUGCUCAGGGUUAUAAACCCAGUCCUGUGCUCAGUUCAGAGUUUCAAAAAUCCCCACCAUUUAAAUCUAUUAUUUAAAAUGAUUAGGAGUCAGGAGUUUGAGAAGUUAAAACCCUGUUAAAAAUGUGUCUCCCCUAUAGGUGCACGAACAACUCCCGAAGCUCCUGUAACUGGGAUAAGAGCAGUCUUUACUAUAGCAUACCUAAACAAUAUGAGCUGUGAAAGCCAGGCCUGGGAGCUGGACAUGUUUGAGUUUCUAUCGCUGAUGUAUAUGUGAGCCAGUGAAACUCUGCCUGUCAUUUAUAAUUCAUAGAGCCUGCAGUAAUCGCACUAAAAUAUGGAAAAGCCACAAACUGGGGAGAAAGAAAUCAAUUAUGAUUAAAAAAAUAAAAAGUACAUUCUGGGAAGAUUGGAAUAAAGUUUUUAUAACCUUUUGUUGUAAGUAUGUCUUUCUUUGCAUUAUUUUGCAUAUUAUAACUGGGCUUUGCAGUAAUGAAAAGCAGGUCUUCUCUGCUGUGAUUUGCUGGCAAUAACAAAUGCUCUUAUUCAGUGCCCAGGGGAACAGUGUAUACCGUAGCUAGGCAGUUUUAGGAGCUAAUGAUUCCCUGUAAAGGUCAGGCAGGUUUUCUCAGGCUCCCAGAUCUGCUGGAUUAGCAGACAGUAAAUCAAAACAAUAUUUAUGACAAUCACUGCACUUUGAAAAUGAUGCAUGUAUUUCCACUGACAAUGCAAAUAGAAGAAAUGAACUUCUCAGUGAUUUUAUUUAUAUACCUUUAAGAGCAGAGUUGCAGUUACAAACAACUGAUCUUUUGAAAUGAAUGUAAAAAUAUGUAUUUUUUAUUAGUAGUAUGUAUUUUCAGUGUAAUGUGAAGACAUUACAGCUGUACUACUUCAUAUCAGAUUCCUUAUGUGCCAAAGCUGCAUUGAAGGUCUGACAAUACAUAGUGUGAUGUAUAGCAAAUAUCAGUUAAUCAGGUUUCCAUUGAAGAAUCUUCAGUGCUCUCUAUAAUGAAGCACUUACAGUCCUGAAGGAAUUUACGCAGGGAGAAAGGUUUCUUGUGAAUGAAUACAAAGAAAGCAGAAUUCAAGUAACCUAAAAAAAAAACAAAAAAAACACUGUAUUGCACUUCAAUAAUGAACGAGGAAAGACAUCUUGGAGCACAUAAUGAUUGAAUAAUGAACCCAUAUACACUAGUGUGUGAGUACAAUAAACGAAGCAGAGCAGAUCUGUGUGUUCUGUGAGGAUCACGAAGCACUUAUCAGCAGAUCAAUGGUUAUGUGAGCCAGAGAGGAGCAGAUAGUGUUUUUUGCGAAGGUAGUGUGGAGAGAUCUGGAAAUAAUCUGUAUGACUUUAGACUGCAGUAUCAGAGCGCACAGUUUGGGGAGGGGAAAGGAGGGGAAAAUGAAGGAUAUACAAACUUUAAUAACAGCAGACUAUUGUCUCCAAGUCAGUCAGUGGCUGCCAACAGAACUACCAUAACAUGGAACUCUCAUAUAUUAAAAAAAAACACCCAACCACAUUCUCCUGGCUGAUUAUUACAAGUGGAAAGAGUUCUUACUGAGGGUGAAUAGAGGCAAACAGUUUAUAAUCGCUUGUCCUGAGUCACUUCCUAAUUGUUGUAACGUUAUUUUAAAACUGCCGAAUUGCAGUAAUAUUAGUUGGAAAUCUCCUGUUUUCCUUCAAAAUGCUGUUUUGCACAUAAACUCCCUGUAGUAUAUAAAUAAACUGUUGGCUGUGUUAUUCAGAGACCAAUGCAGUGCUCCAUCUGAGCCUCCAGCCAAGAUCUACAACUUACAACGUAGCACCCGAUCACAUGACUCACCCAGCACUAACACAGGAGUGCCUUUACUGAAGGACACACUGGAGGCUCUGAUGAUAAGAUAAGCAGUAAAGAAUUUUACAUUAUGAAAUGCCACCUUGGUCGAAUUCUCACGAAAAAAACCCAACAUUUGAAUAUAUUGUUAUUCAACUAUAUUCAAUU